Molecule: messenger RNA, 342 nt
Organism: Vicia faba (fava bean)
Lineage: Eukaryota; Viridiplantae; Streptophyta; Magnoliopsida; Fabales; Fabaceae
Source: the annotation of a GenBank genome assembly
AUGCAAAACUUUCAAAAUCCUAAUCCUCAAAAUUCUCAAUUCCCAUCGAUGCCAACAAAAUCCGCCUCUUUUUUUCCGUCAUCAACCGGAAACACUCCGCCGCAUUUUUUCCGUCACCAAACUCCACCAUAUGGUCAACCAUCUAUGGAAUUUUUUCGUCAUGAACCGGAAACACCGAUUGUGUCUAUGUCCGAAAGUCAAGUUCCACCAUUUUCAACUCAAGUCGGUAUUGAAAAAGAAGAAAGUCGCCCUGUUAAAAAAAAGCUCGAGAGGUAUUUUCAAGGGAUGAAGAUAUACUUCUUAUCCAAUCAUGGCUCAAUGUUUCAAAGGAUUCAAUUGUAG